Messenger RNA from Akanthomyces muscarius, 828 nucleotides. RefSeq lists its product as uncharacterized. The transcript has a single exon. The record is from RefSeq and is a predicted model, not a curated record. Lineage: Eukaryota; Fungi; Ascomycota; Sordariomycetes; Hypocreales; Cordycipitaceae. Bases 1 to 828 code for a protein of 275 amino acids. Gene Ontology annotation, molecular function: oxidoreductase activity, acting on the CH-OH group of donors, NAD or NADP as acceptor.
AUGCUUAAUCUCUCGGGGAAAAUUGCAAUCGUUAUUGGUCUCGGCCAGACAGAGUCCGACUUAGACCCAGACUGCUGGGGCAUUGGCGCUGCGUGCGCUGUGCAGCUUGCACGACAGGGCGCCAUCAUAUUUGGCGGCAACCGAACAGUCACUUCCACAUUGAAAACACAAAGAGCCAUUAAAGAUCUAGGCGGCCAAUGCCAUGUGCAGGAAACAGACGCCACCUCGUCCGAGUCGGUCAAGUCUCUUGUCGACGCCUGUCUCGCUCAGCAUGGCCGCAUCGACAUUCUCAUCGCCAAUGUAGGCUACUCCCAGCCUGGCAACGCAGCAACAAUAUCCGAAGACGUGUGGGACGCGCAAAUCAACAUCAACCUCAAGACAGCCUACCUCGCAUGCCAUCAUAUGCUCCCCGUCAUGGAAGCGCAGUCCAGCGGGGGUGCCGUCGUCUGCGUCUCGAGUAUUGCCGGUCUGCGCUACAUUGGCAAGGACCAGAUUGCGUACAACACGGCCAAGGCAGGCCUAUUGCAGUUUGUCAAGGCCUCGGCAGUCAGCUUUGCAAGGAAAAGCGUCCGCUUGAACGCGGUGGUCCCAGGACUGGUUGAGACGCCGUACACGCGGACCAUGGCGGAGCGCUAUCCCCCGCCCGGCGGUGGUGGAUAUGAAGAGUUGCGGAAGCUUCGCGAUGAGCAGGUGCCGACUGGUCGCAUGGGCACUGCGUGGGAUGUGGCCAAUGCCACUGUAUUUCUGGUGUCGGACGAAGCGAGAUACAUUACGGGACAGGAGUUGAUUGUGGAUGGUGGUAUAACAAGCUCAACAGGCAGAACUUAG